AUUUAGCAACAGUUAUAGAAAACACGUCGUUGCGUUUUAAUGCAAAUAUGGUGUUCGUAUUGAAAAAUAAAAUUGUUAUUAUAACCGGGGGGGCGUCCGGAAUUGGUUUAGCCAUAUGUAAAGUAAUGUUAAGGAAAGGUGUUCAGGGCGUUUGUUUGGCAGAUAUUAAUAUCGAACUUGGCGAAGAGGUUACACAAAAUUUAAACAUGGAAUUCGGCGAAGGAAAAGUUAUUUUCGUUAAAACUGAUGUCGUGGAUACAGACAGUUUCGAAAACGUUUUCAAAGUUACUCUCUCGAAUUUUGGCAACAUUGACAUAUUAAUAAAUAAUGCCGGUAUAUUGAACGACAAAAAUUGGUCUUUGGAAGUUGAUAUCAAUCUGAAAGGAAUGUUGAACGGCAUGAUCUUGGGUUUGGAUAAAUACUUAAGAUUGUGUAAACAAGAUGAAGAAGCUGUAAUAUUAAACACGUCUUCUAUUUUUGGUACCAUGUGCGUUCCUUUCGUCCCCGUGUACGCGUCUACUAAACACGCGGUGAUGGGAUUGACGCGUUGUUGGGGUCACCCUGUACAUUAUAACAGAUCCAAAGUAAGGGUAGUCGCCGUUUGUCCUGGACUUACAGAAACGCGAAUUUUAUCUAAGGGAUCGCAAGAUAUAUCAUUGGAUUUAGGUCUUGAUGAAGAAUAUGAAGUCGGUGAUGGUUUUAAGAAACUUAAAAUACAAAGUGCUGAAUUUGUUGGUGAAGAAGCUGUUAAAGUUGUAGAAAAAGCGCCUAAUGGUACGUUUUGGGUAAUAGAAAACUCCGAACCGACUUACCAAUAUUUUUUUUCCGAAAAAAACGAUUUUAAAAACUUCACUUUGGAAUGAUACUUUUUUGCUAAUGAUUUAUAACAGUUGAUAGUAUCAUGUUCCAAACUGCAUUAAUUGCUCAAAGUUGUAUUUUCUUGUCAUUUGGUUCAUUACAGUACUUAGUAUCUAAUUAAAAAAAAUUUUAAUCUGAAAAACUGCAUUAAUUACCUGAAAUUGUGUUUUUUUGUUAUUUGUUCCAUUACAGUCCAUAGUAUCAUCCUCCAAACAAACUUUCUAGUAAAAAAUGACCUCUUAUUGCCAAUUGGUUUAUUACAGUCGAUAGUAUUAUGUUUCAAACCGCAUUAAGUACUCGAACGUGUGUUUUUUUGUUAUUUGGUUUAUUAUAAUCCAUAGUAUCAUGUCCAAACAAAGUUUUUAGUUAAAAAUUAUCUUUUAUUAAGAUCUGGUUUAUUACAGUCGAUAAUAUUAUGUUCCAAACUCCAUUAAUUACCCAAACGUGUGUUUUUUUUGUUAUUUGGUUCAUUAUAAUCCAUAGUAUUAUGUCCAAACAAAGUUUUCAGUUGAAAAUAAUCUUUUAUUACGAUCUGGUUUAUUACAGUCGAUAAUAUUAUGUUCCAAAUUGCAUUAAUUACCUGAACGUGUGUUUUUUUGUUAUUUGGUUCAUUAUAAUCUAUAGUACUCGUAUCAUGACCAAACAAAGUUUUCGGUUAAAAAUUUUCUUUUAUUACGAAUUGGUUUAUUACAGUCGAUAGUAUUAUGUUCCAAACUACAUUAAUUACCGGAAAUUGUGUUUUUUUGUUAUUUGGUCCAUUACAGUCCAUAGUAUCAUCCUCCAAACAAAGUUUUUAAUCAAAAAUUCCCUUUUAUUCUUAAUGGUUCAUUACAGUUAAUAAUAUCAUGUUCCAAACUGCAUUAACUGCUCAAAGUUGUAUUUUCUUGUCAUUUGGUUCAUUACAGUACAUAGUAUCCUGUCCAAAAAAAAAUUAUUAUCAGAAAUUACCUUUUAUUGCUGAUUGAAUUAUUAUUAUGUUCUUAACUGCGUUAAGUACCCGAAAUUGUGUUUUUUUGUUAUUUGGUUCAUCCUAGUCCAUGGUAUCAUGCUCCAAACAAAGUUUUCAGUUGAAAAUUAUCUUUUAUUACGAAUUGGUUUAUUAAAAUCAAUAGUAUUAUGUUCCAAACCGCAUUAAUUUUUCUUGCGAUGUCAAUAUCAUUGUCAAUUUCGUAUGUAGUAUACAAAAUCAAAUAAAUCUCUAUUAACUUUUAUGGAAUUAAGUUUUCUAAAACAAACAUGGAUGAAGCCUUGACUUUGAACUUUCUUUGUACGUCUUGUCUGCGGUUGAUCCAUUCUACUUUCUGUAAUAAUUUCUCUUCCGGCGAGCUUGAACGUUUCGUUAUAAUCGUGUAGGUGGGCAGUACCACAUACCAAUCCGCCAAAACGAGUAUCGAUACAGGGUGGACUUCAAUUUUAUGAAAUAUUUUUUAUUUAAAGAUCGAGAUUUCUAUUUUUGAAAACAUACAUACAUAAAAAUCAUACACACUUGCACGUCGUUGUUACCAAAACCAAAAUUUCAAUACACAAAGGUACUCGCGAGAGUGUGGAUUGCACUUAGUUCUUUAGAGGACUUCGACGAAACGUUUAAAGAAGUAACGAAUGAAAAAUCCCAGAACACAAUCAAAUAUUCAUCCAGAACUAUAUUAAACGUAUUCUAGUCCCAAAAAUUCCUAGUUUGAGGCCAAAGUACACUUAAAAGUGCGAUUGGAAGUUGUAAAAACGAAUUUCGAAUAAAAUUUAUUGUACUACGAAGAAAAAGCUUCCACGUGUAGUUCUAGAGUUCAUCAUUAUCAAAUUGUUUCGAAAAAUGUCUCAAUUUGAUUUACGCGCUGUUAGAAAAUGUUUAUACCGGGGGUUUAAAAGAAAAAAACUUAUAGUACAGACAAACAUUUUCAAAACGAGUGUUCUAAGGAACGUACGUGAAUAUUUAAACAUGAAAAACGUCGAGUAGAAAGUUAUUUCUAUGUUAAGAUAUGACCUCAUUGAAGGCAAAGACAUUGAGAAAUUUGUUAAGGAAAAACCUUAAGAUCCGAAGUACUUACUCAUACUUUGAUGGUUGCCAUCGCUAAAUUUCCGUAAUUGCUUUUAUUUUCUCAACUACCAAAGCUAUUCAUAUCACCCCUAAUCUUUAAGUUUCACUUGCAGAAGGGAGUUUUUCAUCAGACAAAGAAAUAGAUUUAUUUUCGAUAGUAUCAUGUUCCAAACUGCAUUAAUUACCGGAAAUUGUGUUUUUUUGUUAUUUGGUUCAUUAUAGUCCAUAGUAUGAUCCUCCAAAUAAACUUUUUAGUCAAAAAUGAUCUUUUAUUACGAAUUGGUUCAUUACAGUCGAUAAUAUUAUUUUUCAAACCGCAUUAAGUACCGGAAACUGUUUUUUUUGUCAUUUGGAUCAUUACAGUACAUAGUACCUUGUUCCAAAAAAAAUUUUUUAAUUAGAAAUUCCCUUUUAUUGUCGUUUGGAUUAUUAUUAUGUUCCAAACUGCAUUAACUGCUCAAAGUUGUAUUUUAUUGCCACUUGGUUCAUUACAAUACAUAGUAACAUGGUUCAAACAAAAUUUUAAGUCGAAAUUCAUCUUUCAUUGUCAAUUGGUUAAUUACAAUCAUACAAAAUUGUGUUUUAUUCUCAUUUGGUCCAUUACAAUCUAUAGUAUCAUCUUAUAAACACGUAAUUUUAUGAAGUAUUAAUGUUGUCAUGACUAACAGUGAAAUACCCUCGACAAAUCAAAUAUACCGAGUCAUAAAAUGGACGUGGUGACACGCGUGAACGUUUUUUUUUUCGAUUUAUUUCACACUUUGUUGAUAAAUUUUUAACCUAAAUUUCGAAUCCGUCGGAAUUCUAAAUUGAAAUAACAACAAAUAUAAAAAAUUAUUUCUAUGGUAUCUUUCAAACGUCAUAUGCGAAUCACGUGACUAACUAAAAAAAACGUAUCUUUUGCCAAAAAUCAUCUUCAUUUUUUAUAACUAAUAGAAACGUCAAGAAAUUUGACACAUAGUCUUUUGAAAGUUGGUACUUCAUAUGGAUUUGACAUAGACAGCGUCAUCUGUCAAUCAUACGAUUUAUUAUAUAUACUAUAAUCGUCAAUUCUAUUUAAAAGUCUCUACCUUAAAUAUCGAAACUUCGCUACAUUCGUUAAAUACAAACAUAACCUCAAUUAACUAAUAAUUGAUUCUUUUUUUAUAUUUUUAUUUUGAUACAUCAGCUUCAAACUGAUAUACGAUGUAUAAGAGAAACCUUGAAAUGUGGUUACCGAUGACUUAAAUUAAUUACACUUCUCAGAAAUUAUAUAGUAGCAGUUUUGUUAAAUGAAAUCUGAUACGAUCUCGUUGAUUACCAUAUUUCAUCAAUUUUAUAAAUAAUGAAUUUAUUGUUUGCUAAAUAUAUGAACUAAACGUUACAAAAAAUAAUAACAAACACAGUUUUAUAAACUCAAUCAUUUACGUGUACAAGGUUCGUCCAUAAGUAUUAUACAACUUACAUCCAAUUUACCAUAAUUCUGUUGGUUUUGAAAACCUCUGGGUCUUAAGGUUAGUUCAUAUCACCUCCAGAGGACUAUAUCCUGAAUAUAACGUGGAGCUUAAGCUUAACUUUAUUUAAACGAAAUAACCAACUGCCCUACAUAAAACAAACCUUGUACAUUCUUAGAACUAUAAACUUCACCCGGGGAUAUGGGCGGAAGAUCCCAAAGAGUGCACAACCGAAAAAAAAAAUAAUUUUUGGAAAUAAGACUAAAUACCAAUGAUUUAACAUCACGUACUAUAUGGAGUUUAAGAUUCUGGGCCUGGAAUUUGAAAAGUGGUAAAGGGGUAGGAGCGUAAGCAAUCAUCGAGAUUAGAGAUGCGGAAAUGCUAAAAACGCCCGAUAUUUACGUAGAGUUGUUAAUUUAGUUUAAAAAAAUGUAGAUCGUGAUUUUGGAAGACUUAUUUGUUUACAAAAAUAAAAUUUCCGUCCUCAAAGUGGUUUCUCAAGAUUUUUUCUCCCAGAGAGUCCAAUUUGGGAAACAAUACUCUAAAUUUUGUAACUUCAUUUUCAAUCCAAACAGCAGUAGAAAAUUCUAAAUAUUAUUAUACAAUAAAACCAUAGAUAAAUGCAAGGUCGAUGUCAAGGUGAUUAGAUAAAGUUUUUCUAUCAAUUUUUUAUGAAAACAAAGACUAAUUACGUUUUUUUCGUAUUAUGUAAAACCAUGUAAUUAAACAAAAAUGAUUAAUAGAUACUGUAUUUUUCCUCAAUUCCAACCCAGUAGAUUCACAAACAUUUACGUAUUUGAAAUGCAUCCUAUGAAGGUACUAAUUUGUAUUCAACCGAGAAUCGAAAAUUAAUCUACAGUUAGAAAUCGAAUUCGUGUCAAUGAACUUUUAAUUUCAUCAAUCUACGUAGAUAAAACAAAAUCAAAAUUUGUUCUUCAUUAAAAUGUUUUGCCAAAUACACUCAAAUUAGUAAAUAACCGAAGGGAUGGGCGUAGUUAGAUCAUUAAGUAAAAUGUCUUGUAACAAAUAAGAAAAAAGCACUGAACCAUGGAUAUAAACAAAGUGUAGUUUGUUGUUUUCCUAGGCGUGGAUCAAACUGUUUCUUAACAAAUAGAUAUUGAAACCAGUCUAGACAUAUGGCAUAAAAUUUUGAAACUGUGCAAGCUCUAUGACCCAGAAAAAUUAAUCACAUUAAAAAAAUUAUAGGUUAAAUUAAGGACGAUCUAAAAGAUUGUUCUGAGGUAAUUUUUUUGUAAAAUCAAAAGAAAAAAAGUUAUAGAGCCAAAAAGGAAAUGUUCGACUAAAUUUUUACACUUUUUAUAUCAUAACUUUUUAAAUUUACACUUUUUAUAUCAUAACUUUUUAAAUUUACGACAAAAAUUCAUAUGAACAUAAUUGUAGGCAAUGCGAUUUGCCACAAAUUCUGAUUUCACAAAAUUUUCAUACGAUGAAUAGUUCGCGAGAUGUAGGGUGUUUGCACCCCACGAGAUCCUUGCUUUUUACGUACAUUAGUUCGAUCUAUUUCUAUUUCCACUUCAAAUAUUUCUGGCAUGAAGGAAGCGCCGUUCCACAUCGAUGAAUCAAUUGUAACUAGACGAACAUGUCGUUCAGUUAAUUUCGUAAUUAAAUAAACCAGCGGAACCAUUUUAAUAGCAGAGCAAUGACAUCGGAAAUUUCGUAAUUUUUUUCAAUUAAAAAAUGUUUAAUGCUCAAAAAAUCUGAUGAACUGUUCAAUUAAUAUCGUAUCGUAUCCUGUAUCGUAAAACAUCGACCAAGUAAAUAUUUCUUUAGGUCGAAAGACAACACAUAACCAAAUCAGGCGUAUAUGAUGGAUGUUUGAAUCAAUUUGAAUAAAUAGCUUCAUCAUUUACCAUUAACACCUGGAUACUAGGAUAAUUUCGAGUCCUUCAGAGUCCUUAUAUUCGAGUUAAACUAUAAUACAAUGAGUCCACAACGAAUUGUAUGGAGGAUUUGAGGCGUAGCGCCGGUUAAAGAGGGUUACUGGUUGCUGUCUCAAUUUUUGUGAUGAAUGAAUCAAAAUUAGCUGAAAACCACACAUGUAACGGUGGUAUUUAUCCGGGGGACGCGUCUGAAGUGGCUGGGAUACGUGGAGAACAUAUCUUCUGAUCUAUAGCCGCUCCAAGCCACGUAUGGAGUACCUGAAGGACGGCAUCUGAGAGGAAGACCGUGGAUUAGCUGGUUGGAGGCAUAUCUGAACCAGCUGGGGAUUCGACGUUGGAAGUACCAUCCUCAGGACAGAAAUGAUUGACAAUUGAUUGUUAAGAACACCCGUAGCGUCGAAAAAAGAAGAAGAAAGUGACAUAAAGACCAAGUUUUCGACGACCACUGGUUGCUGUAUCAAUUUUUGUGAUGAAUGAAUCAAAAUUAGUUAAAAAACUUACAUUUAAUGGUGGUAUUUAUCAGGGAGACGCGUCUGGGGUGGCUGGUACACAUGGAGAAGAUGCCUUCUAAUCAAUACCCGUAUCAAGCCACGUAUGGAGUAAUUGGAGGACGGCGUCUUAGAGGAAGACCGUGGAUUCACUGGUUGGAGGCAUAUCUGAUCCAGCUGGGGGUUCGACGAUGGAGGUACCAUUCUCAGAACAGAAAUGAUUGACAGUUGAUUGUUGAGAAGACCUGUAGUGUCGAAACAAGAAGAAGAAAGUGACAUAAAGACCUUUGGUUGUUGAGGAUGAUCCAGGAUGGUACAGAAUAUUUCAAAUUACAAGUUUAACUUGAGACACCGAAGAUUUUAUAACUUAUUUAAAUAAAAGAGUAUCAAAAGGUGGAAAAUCAUAAAAAUAAACGGAAAAGAAAUGAAAAUAUUUUCUUCGAAAUUUAAUUCUUUUCAUAUACCAAACUUCCUAAACAAAAGAUUCGACUAUUAUUCAAAAAAUAAAGAAUACAAAGAGACCUAAAAACUAAAUGCCUUUGUUAAAAGGCCUCAGACUGAUUUAUGUCUUCCUCGGCGGAGGAUUUAAUAGUCGAGACAAGAAAAAAAUAUAUAACGCGUCUUCUUUUAUACAUCGAAAUGUAUAAUCGGUAAAUAUCAAAAGGUUAUGAAAGAAUGUCGUAAAUAUGUAAAUUACAUACUAAUUUCGAAAUCCGGCAACAGCGUCGUCGUGAUGCAAUAUCGUAUGACGUAACUGUCGAUUUCGUAUAAUGACGCACCAAUUGACACCCCGUUGUUACUUUCGGAUCAUUUGCAAGGAAUCUAAUUUAUCAUAUCGAUAAUUCAGGAUAUAGUUGACAGCUGAUUUAUACAGAAAUCGCGGGGUGGUUUACCGACUAACGCGGAAAUUCACAAAAUCGAUUUCCCUAACAGAAAAUUCGUUUCAGCCAAACCAUCGAUCUCAAACUGUUAUUUUAUCGUAUUUUGUUAAUAAUCCCACAAUUUGGAAUCGGAUUUUUCUUCACCAGUACGAUUCCAAUCAAUUCGUUUGAGAGCUAAACGCUUGGAGAGGGAUGUGCAAUGCUCGGUGAUAAACUAGGAGCUCGUCGAAUCUGGUUUCUCUCAAAAUAACCUUCAACUGAAGACAUCCUUGACUAAAAAGACAUUUUUUUAUAGUCCGGGAACAGGAAAUAAUCUGAGGGGACUAAAUCUGACGAAUAGGGGUAGCAACUCUAGAUCAUUAAUUUUAUCAACUGGGGGAUUGUUUCGAUGACAAAACAUUUUUUGCGAUCGAUUUUGCUUUGAUUUGUUCGCAUGAUAUUCGUCGUGAGGCCAAAUACUUUUGGAACCAUCCUCGUAUAUGAUUAAUGAUGUAUGAUAUCGAUACUAACUUUAAAUUAUAUUCUGUAUUACUAAAAAUAAUAAACAGACAUAAAAAAUGAUAAAAUUUUUACUUUUUAAACGUUUUUGUUGAUAGAUUUUUGAAUCGUUUUUUUCGUAAACUUGUCAACAAUGUAUUGACAAUUUCAUCAAAUGUUUCAACACCCACACUAAAUUCUUCAUUUUCAAUGGAAAAUAUUUAGUAACUGAUGAAUUAUUCAUUCAAAUAUUUUUUUUCAAUUAAUUUCGUCCCACAACCUCAGAUAUAUUUCUAAAUUUAUAUGAUUACCCCGACUUAUAGACUAUUAAAUCCAGAAUUUAAUAUCAUUUCCAUCUAUGAUAAAAAAAUCUCAAAAAAACAACAUCACUAAUAAUAUGAAGAUUUUUCGGAUUUUGUAUGUACCUCGUAUAUCAACCAUCAUCAACUAGCUAAACACAGUGUCUCGAGAUGGCGCUUCACCACCAAAAGUCGAAUCGAGUUAAUCGACGAUCUGCAGGUGAUUUAAUCCACGUCGAAAAUUUUAAAUAAAACAUCUCGAACAUCCCUCGUAUAACAACAAGAUAUGUCUACGUCAACUAUUAAAAACGUCAGAUUUGAAAUAUUCAAAUCAGCGUUGUCAUAUUUCUAUCGAAUUAUAAAAAUUUUGUAAACUUCAAGCAAACAUUUAAUGUGAUAUAACUUUUUCCAAGAGCGAAAUUUUAAAUUAUUAAUUGUAUUGAAUAAUCUCAUUUUAUUUAAGAUUAGAUCGUAAAAUAUUUAAUUAGUGCACGCCACUGAUAUCCACAAUCUACCGCCUAUAUUACAAAGGGAAAACAACUUAAUGGCAACAAUGUGCACUGGUGCCAACUUAAUAUCCAUAUUCUAAACUUCUAAGCACGUUAUAAGUUAUGUCAUGUAUAUAUUUAUGUAAGUAAAACUCACUUGAAGAAUGUCACGAAUAUUUUUAUUAAAGAAUUCAUUUAAUUUACCAAAAGUAAAGAUUUACUUUAUAAAAAACAAUCCGUUAUAAAAAAAAUACAAAAGUCGUCUGCGAAAAACUUCAAUCGACCACGUACUAUCUCAGUGUGUGUGUGUGUGUGGAGGAAUGCGAUGUGAAGAGAUUAAGAUCUUCUUUUUCUUCGGCCGUUAUUUACAUAACAAGAAAGAUCGUGAGGUUUUAAGUAAGUUUAUAAAUGAUUUUUUUAUUAGUAAAUAGUAAUUAUUCAUAUUGAUUUGUUUGAUAUACUUCAAACAACAAAUAUAAAACGUCAUAUUUUAAUUUUUGCUCUCAAACUUAAACUACAAUACGCGUAGGAAUUUACGUCUUCUACUUUUCGAGUGUUAGACAGUUUGCUUUAAGCUGGUACUACACGAUGCGUCUAAAGCUUGUACCACACAUCACAUGUCAUCACAUUUUGUCAUAAUUUGAUAGAUAAACUAUUAUUUUUUUAUAAGAUCAUUAAAUAAAUAAUUUUUUUCUCAUGUAAAUGUAAAGAUAUUUUUAAUAGUAGUGACCCUCGUCUAACCAAUCCCCUAAUCAAAAUAAAAAUUUAAAACGACGUUAAUAGUAUUAAAGAAAGAAAAAAAAACAGAUGGUCGUUUAUAAAAAGCGAGCAGAUAGUGUUAGUACUUGAUUAGACAUCAAAAAGUUUUUUUUCGUUAUUGUGGGGGUGAAUCAUCACCACACCUUUUUUAUUCUAGGGUGACGAAUAUGAUAUUUACGUAGUGAGUAAUAAAUUUUUUACUAUACAAGGUAACCAACUAAUGUUAUGGGAAUCGUCCUAGAUAUAUUAAAGCCUUAUUACAAGGUUUAGUAUGUCGUAAACAACAACAACACGGUCACCAUUACUUUUAGAAAUUAUGUACCAAACGACAUUUUAUUGCUAUUUUAACAAAUGCGUUGUUUCUUCUUUUUUUUAUGUUGACAUAUAUUAUAAGAAAUUAGACGUCAAAUGUCAAAUUUCAUCAUAACUUUUUCCAUGUACAACGUUGGUAAAUUAUUAUUAGUGUCUUUUCAAAAGUUUCGUAAGCUUCCAAACUUCGAUUUAAGACAAUCAUUAAACUGUUUCAUACACAAAAUAAAUAUGUCGUAAUAGAGUAAAAGUAAAUGCGGUUUUUCGAGAUUAUUUACUUUGUGGCCAUUAAAAGAUUUCUAAAGUUUUAGAAACUUGGUGAACGUUACGAAAAUUUAGUGUAAGUAAAGUCCAUUCAUCAGUUAAAAGUUUCAUUCGAUCGUUUUUUAUCCACUUAUUCGAUUGUCUAACACAAACUAAGUGAGAAUCUCUUGACGCAUGCGCAAAUAUAUUUAAUAUCAACGAAACGUUGUUGCCAACUUUUAAUUAACUAUAUAAAACAGUCAUACGAAAUUACGAUUUCUUUUUAUGUUUCAAUAAAACAAAAUGUCGGGAAAUUCGAAAUUUUUCGCUUUGGGACGAUGGUAUUGUGGUGUUUCCGUUAUACGCUUUGUUUUCGUUUCGAAUAAUAACGAGGGGAAUUGUUCCAAUUUCAGAAUUAAAUGUUAAGACAUCUUGUAAAAAUUGCAAUUUGUGAGAUAGUUGAAAUUCCGUGCGAUAUUGCGAGGAUAAACGUGUAAUUUACCAUGGGAUGUAGAAAACAAUUAAUGGAGGUCAUUAUAUUUAAUAAAGAGCAAUUUUUACACCCAUCGUUUAAACCAACGCCGAUAAUGGUCACGAUUUUUCAGUAAUGGUUCAAAUUAAAUUGCAUCAAUUUUAUUACAGAUGGUCAGGAGGGGACCGGCCAAUUUUACCAUAAAAGUUAUAAAUAAAAAUUUUAAAUAUAGAUAUUACAGUGUACAUAGUUUGUCACCAUCCCAUAACAAAAAAGUUGUUUCAUAGAAACAUGUGAACAUCGCGGUGUUGCCAGAUGUAAUUUACUUCUGGUAAUAAAGGAAUUUGAUUACUUGCUCCACGAAUUUUGUUUGUCAGACUUUCCAUGUUACAUAACGUAAUUUUUUUCUAAAAAAGGGCAAUUCCCUUAGUCGAUUGGAAUUACGAUAUUGUCAGAUGUCAUUUUACACCAUUUCUAAGAAAAUUUUACUUGAAAACGAUUUAAAAACACACUUCAUUUGCAAUGUUGCCAAAGUUUUCUUUAAUUAUGAGGAAAUUAAUCGUUUCCCAAUAACAUACAAUGAUUGCGGAGUUGCCAAACUAAAUUUCAUACCAUAUAAAAAGAUACCACGAUUUAGAUACUUCAUGAAAAUUUAGUAAACUCACAGUGUUGCCAAACGCAGUUUUUAUGAGGGAAUUAAUCGUCUCCCAAGAAUAUAGAAUGAUUGCGGCUUGCCAAACUAAAUCUCAUAUCAUAUUGAACAAAUUUUACGAUUUAGUUACUCCAGGAUAAUGUAGGAAACCCACAGAGUUGCUAACGCAACUGUUUAGAUACUUUACGAAAAUGUAGGAAAGUCACAGUGUAGCCAAAAAUAGUUUUUCCUCAAUUAUGAAGAAAUUUGUCUUUUCUUACGAGCAUACUACGACUGCGGUGUUGCCAAACGCAGUUUUUCAUCAAUUAUGAAGAAAUUAUUCGUUUCCCAAGAACAUACAAUGAAUGAGAUGUUGUUUAGUUGUAUUACUGGAAUACAUAGAAAUAUUUAAAACAUUUUAUUAAUAAUUGCGCUGUUGUCAAACAUAAUUUUAUAUCAGCUGUUAAGAAACGAGAAAUUUCGUAUUUUACUUGAAUCCGGGAUAAAUUACCCACAAAUGAUGCGUAUACGUAUGAUACGUAUUUUUUCUACAAUAUUUACACAUUUGAUUAAUGUUAACAUAUAAAAAUUGCAAUAUUUAAAACUCAAUCACUAGUUUGUAAUAUAGAGAUUGCGACGUUGUCAAAUACACUAUUUGUCUUUGAUUUAGGGAAAUUUAACAUAAUAAUUAAAAAUCUUGCUGAUUAAGUUGAAAUUUUUAAAUUUAGCUAAAUUCGAUUCUGUAUUAUCGACGACGAUCAAUCAUUUAGGACAGUUUUAACCAGAUAAUUAGGAUUUAUCUUCGCCAUCGGCCCACACGUGACUUGUUGAAAAUUUCUUUUGAUUUUUCAAUUAAAUUUGAUCAAAACCGACACAGAAAUAAUUGCGAAAUGAUUGAUGAUAUCCGGAUCAUGAUCGCGAAAUUUACUUAACGAAAUGAUUAGAUGUAAUAAUUUUCGUUCAAAUUAUAACAAAAUAAAUACUUUAAUAAGUAAAAAUUAACAAUAAUCAUAAAUUAAUUGAAGACCCAUCUCGAAAUCCAGUUGAAAGGGCAUCCAUUAGUUGGACAAACAAAAAAUAAAAAAAAAAAAUAAGAAUUCAAUCGCAUAAUCAAUUCAAAAUAUUGAACUGAUCACUGGUUAUGGUAUUAUUGGUAGAAAACUUCGAAAAAUGGGUCAUCAAAAGGUCAUUCCUUACUCCAGGUUGUUUCUCGAAUAUGUUGUCUUCAUUUCGAUUCUUCCAAGUUGUUCAACGUUAGUUAGUUAGUUUUUAUGCAUCUAGUAGCUAGCAAGGUAUAAUAUUUUGAUUUAGUCUAUUUGAAGCGACUAUUUUUCUUUCUCGUUAAACUAAAAGACUAUUUAAAGCUUUGGAGUCUUAACCAAGGGGGAAAAACUACUUUCAAACUAUUCCACAAGAUACAAAAUGAUUACAACGUUGAUUUUAUAAAUAAUAUAUCAAACCAGCCACUAAAAAUCAAAAAUGGAAGAAGAUUUUAACCAGAAGAUCAUUCACCAAUAGUUCCUGACACAAUUUAGUGACAAUUCACUUAUAGAAUGGAUCGCAAGAUGUUAACAAAAGAAAAAAUUCCUUAUUUCUACGGAACUUGAUGCUUAAAAAACCAAAAUAAGAUUUUUCGUUGUUUGUUCCUAUAAUUUCAUUAAUAUUUUUGUCAGUAUUAAAACCAAAUCGUGUCACACAGUGUAAACACCUCAUCUGUUUUUUUUUGUCUAAUAUUGUCGUCAAAUUAAUUGAAUUUCCACUGGGACAAGAAAUUUUCACGAAAAUUAAAUGUUUUUAUAAUAGAAUUAUCGUUUUCGUUAUCAUCUUUAUCAGUAUAUCAAUUUUGGUAUUAAACGAAUAAUUUUAAAUAAAAACCUAAAGGAAUUAUAACAAAAAUUGAUAUAAACUAACCUAGAAUGUUAAACGUUCGCAAAAAGUACUUAGACCCUGUAUAACAAAAUACAUCUAUUUAGGAUAUAUUUCAAGUUUGAGGACCCCAAGUUGUUUAAUAUUAGUUUGGCAGCUAUAAAUUUGAUUGAGUUUGAUUAGCAGUGUUUCGACGAGACUGUUCGAUUUGCGAAGACCAGCAGCGCAGUGGUCGAUCAAACGAGGUUACUACUCCAGAAAUGUUGAGGAUAAUCCAUCGAAAUGAUCGUCAACUGAAAAUGCAUCAACUAGAAGACAUGAUAAAGCUUUUCGCGAGGUUGGUACUGCUUUUGCUCACAAGGGAACAAAAACAAACGUCGUGGAGAUCAAAUCAAUGGAUUGAAAAGAGAAAACCGCUUCUAAAGGAGUUAAAAAAUGUUGUUCCAUCAAAAUAAACCCCUAGUUAACACAACUGUAAUUACAGGGGUAAAAAUCAAUGAUCUAGAGUUUGAAUUGCCAUCCUAUACGACAGAUUUAGUCCAAUCAGAUUAUUUCUUGUUACCAGAUUUGAAAUAAUGAAUAUCGGUGGUUGAAGAUUUUGGAUAUUUUGACGAACUUGACGAUUUUUAUUAUAAAAAUUUAUUGAAAAUCGCUAGGAAAAUUGUAUGGGGUUAAAAGUAGAUUGAAAUAUUUUUUUUCAAAAUUUUUGUGUUUUCUUUGUUGGUUCAAGUACAACGGUAAUUUUCUCUUUAAGAUUUGUUUUUCGAAAAAUAUAAUUAGUUUAAAAAAUGAUUUCGAAAUAUCGAUU
Diorhabda sublineata is the source of this 13942-nucleotide messenger RNA. RefSeq names its product 15-hydroxyprostaglandin dehydrogenase [NAD(+)]-like. Gene Ontology annotation, cellular component: cytoplasm. The transcript has 5 exons. Lineage: Eukaryota; Metazoa; Arthropoda; Insecta; Coleoptera; Chrysomelidae. Gene Ontology annotation, molecular function: oxidoreductase activity, acting on the CH-OH group of donors, NAD or NADP as acceptor. The record is from RefSeq and is a predicted model, not a curated record. Bases 48 to 863 code for a protein of 271 amino acids.